UUUGGCCCCAAGCAAAUCAUUUCUCAUUUUGAUGCAAGCCAAAUGUGAUACUUAAGCCCAUUCUCUCCUAUUAGGUCAUUGAGGUCUACUGCCUUCCCUUGGAUUAUGCUCCUUCUGUCCUGGAAACUUGACAUUCGCGAUGGAAUAUACAUCGAGACAGACCACCCUUCUCAUUGUUAUCUGGACACUCACUGCAGUGGCUGCUAUCCUGCUGGCAGCCCGUCUUUAUGUAAGGUUACGCCUGCGACCGGGGGCGUAUGGAUGGGAUGACUCGACUAUGGUUCUGUCCUUUGCACUCGGAGUCGCAACUGCGGCGUUAGAGCAUCUUCUUAUCCAGUACGGAAUCGGCAGGCACCUGGAUGAUGUCGACCUAGCAAAUCUUCCCAAGCUCGCCAAGCUAACUCUGAUCUCUUCGAUUACCAACCUCCUCUGCACAAUGACGCUGAAAAUAUCGCUGUCCAUAUUCUUACUCCGCAUGGUGGAACAAGCAAAUCGGACCGUUCAACGACUCGUCAUCCUCAAUCUUAUCAUCCUCAUUCCCUUCACAGUCGCCGUGAUCAUUGUCGAUCUCGUCCAGUGCAUCCCUCUACACGGUUACUGGGACAACUCUGUCAACGCUAAAUGCAUAGACACCAACGCCGUUAAUAUCCUUCUCAAGGCCGCCUCCGCCGUCGGCGCCGUCACUGACUUCAUGACCGCUGCCAUCCCUAUAAUUAUAAUCCAUAAUCUCCAGAUGCCUGCACGGCGGAAAUACAUCCUCUACGCGAUCCUCGCGCUUGGUUUCUUUAUCACUGGGGCUUCUAUCGUGAAGACCGUCUCGAUCGACUGGAACCCCGAGGACUACACAUGGGACAACGCCAAACUGGUCCCCUGGGCGUUCACGGAGCAGGAGGGCGGGGUGAUCGUGGGUUGUCUCGUGACUCUGAGGCCGAUUUGGCAGCUCAUACGGUCGCGUAUCAGUUCGCAGCCGCUUAGUGAAGACUACAAUAUGUCUGGUAGUGGGCGGCGGACAUUACUGAGGAGUAAGCAGGAGGUGGACGAGCGCGGCUUGCUCGCAGAGCCUCUGGAGAUCAAGAAGCAGACUAGAUUUGAGGUCUUGGAUGAGGCAGGAGGUUCGCAGGCUGAUGGAUCGGAGAACCCGUGGGAGUACAGGCGGUAGAGUACCUAGCUAGGCAGCAGGUAAAGGGUUUAGUGCUUCUCUGGUAAAAUG
This is a messenger RNA of Aspergillus steynii IBT 23096, 1210 nucleotides long. RefSeq lists its product as uncharacterized. Bases 278 to 1159 code for a protein of 293 amino acids. The record is from RefSeq and is a predicted model, not a curated record. The transcript has 7 exons. Lineage: Eukaryota; Fungi; Ascomycota; Eurotiomycetes; Eurotiales; Aspergillaceae.